AAAAAAGGGAAAGGCAAAAGGGGCAAGGCUUCCCCUUUAUACUCUUUCGUCUUCUCCAAUUCCGAGGAUUCUUUCGAUUUUCCUCGAUUCGUCUCGGUCUUCUCCUCCAAUCGCUCUGCCCUAAUCCGUUUCUCACAAGAAUAUCCAUCUUGACGGGUGAGUGGUUUCAAAGCUUUAGCAAUGUCUUCAUCGUAUCUACCAGCCACUACCGAUUCGAUUGCCCAAGCUUUAGAAGCCAAGGCUCCAUCUGAAGCCAUAUCUAUUCUCUAUAGAAUUCUUGAAAACCCAUCAUCAUCUUCUGAUGCUCUGCGGAUAAAGGAACAGGCGAUCACAAAUCUUUCAGAUCUUCUCAGGCAAGAAAAUCGGGCUGAGGAUCUCAGGAACCUUCUAACCCAACUGAGGCCUUUCUUUAACUUGAUUCCCAAGGCAAAAACUGCAAAAAUUGUUCGUGGAAUUAUUGACACAGUAGCGAAGAUACCAGGCACAGCCGUACUUCAGAUUUCUCUUUGCAAAGAAAUGGUCCAGUGGACUCGUGAUGAGAAACGAACUUUCCUUCGACAACGAGUGGAGGCCAGGCUUGCAGCUCUUUUGAUGGAGAGCAAGGAGUACUCAGAAGCACUAAACCUUCUUUCAGGUUUGGUCAAGGAAGUUAGAAGACUUGACGACAAGCUUCUGCUUGUAGACAUUGACUUGCUGGAGAGUAAGCUUCAUUUUUCUUUGAGGAAUCUCCCAAAGGCAAAAGCUGCCCUCACAGCUGCUAGAACAGCAGCUAAUGCCAUAUAUGUUCCCCCAGCUCAGCAGGGAACUAUUGAUUUGCAGAGCGGGAUCCUUCAUGCUGAGGAAAAAGAUUACAAAACUGCCUACAGCUAUUUUUUCGAAGCCUUUGAAGCAUUCAAUGCUUUGGAAGAUAAUAGGGCUGUAUAUAGCCUUAAAUAUAUGCUGCUAUGCAAAAUAAUGGUGAACCAAGCUGAUGAUGUUGCAGGAGUAAUAUCAUCGAAGGCAGGUUUGCAGUAUGUUGGGCCCGAGCUGGAUGCCAUGAAAGCCGUGGCUGAUGCAUACUCAAAACGAUCGUUGAAGCUUUUCGAGACUGCUCUUGGGGAUUUCAAGGCUCAGCUGGAAGAAGACCCUAUUGUUCAUAGACACCUCUCGUCGCUCUAUGACACGCUGCUGGAGCAGAAUCUUUGCAGGCUGAUAGAGCCUUUCUCUAAAGUAGAGAUUGGGCAUAUCGCUGAGCUGAUCGAGCUACCCAUCGAUAAUGUAGAGAAGAAGUUGUCUCAAAUGAUUUUGGACAAAAAGUUUGCAGGGACUUUGGACCAAGGUGCUGGAUGCUUGGUAAUUUUUGAGGAUGGCAAGACUGAUGCCAUAUACCCAGCCACGUUGGAAACUCUAACCAACAUUGGCAAGGUAGUGGAUAGUCUCUACGUGAGAUCGGCCAAGAUAAUGGCGUGAUAUAUCUACAUUCUCUUUGGUCCAACAUCUUUGUGGAAAUGCAUGCAAUUGUCAAACUUAUGGUUAUUUUUUGUUGGUUUUAGAAAUUAUCCGACAUGAUUAGGGAAUCACCGUGAGCAUUUUCAGACUUUUUUUUAAUUAAGAAAUUAAUGCUUCCAUACAUUUUGCGCUGGACAUUUAUUUGUUUCUUCCUCUUUUCUAAUCUAUCCAAUGAUUGAUUUCUGAA
Humulus lupulus (European hop) is the source of this 1675-nucleotide messenger RNA. RefSeq names its product 26S proteasome non-ATPase regulatory subunit 11 homolog. Gene Ontology annotation, molecular function: protein binding; structural molecule activity. The coding region runs from base 181 to 1449 and encodes 422 amino acids. Gene Ontology annotation, biological process: ubiquitin-dependent protein catabolic process. Lineage: Eukaryota; Viridiplantae; Streptophyta; Magnoliopsida; Rosales; Cannabaceae. The record is from RefSeq and is a predicted model, not a curated record. The transcript is spliced from 2 exons. Gene Ontology annotation, cellular component: proteasome regulatory particle, lid subcomplex.